UCCAUUUCUCCAAAGCCAUGAAUCAUUUCCUCCUAGGAUUCCUAAUAUUUUCUUCCCUCCCACUACAUUUGGUGUUUUCUUCUCAUUGCACAACAGUUACUAACACCAAAACCUUCGAGAAAUGUAUGGCAUUACCUAGCCAAGAUGCCUCUAUAGCUUGGACGUUUCAUGCACACAAUGCCACUCUUGAUCUUGUCUUUUUUGGAACUUUUAUAUCCCCUUCAGGUUGGGUAGGAUGGGGUAUGAACCCUACUUCGGCCGAGAUGACCGGAACACGUGCCCUUAUCGCCUUUCCGGACCCAAACUCCGGCCAGUUGGUCCUUCUACCCUACAUUAUAGACCCCACUGUGAAACUACAAAAAGAUCCACUCCUUUCGCGGCCUUUGGAUGUUCAUCUCCUCUCUUCUUCUGCCACCCUAUACGGUGGCCGCAUGGCCACGGUACAUAAUGGUGCAACCAUUCAAAUAUAUGCAACAUUAAAACUUGUACCAAAUAAAACCAAAAUACAUCAUGUUUGGAACCGAGGAUUGUACGUCCAAGGUUACUCUCCAACCAUCCAUCCGACGACUGCUAAUGACCUUUCAUCCACAGCCACCAUUGAUGUUUUAUCCGGCAUUGCAGCCAAAGGAAACAACAACAACAUUUACACACUUAAAAUCAUUCAUGGGGUCAUAAAUGCCAUCUCCUGGGGACUUCUGCUACCGAUUGGUGCCAUCACAGCACGAUAUUUUCGACACAUUCAAGCACUGGGGCCUGCAUGGUUUUAUGCUCAUGCAGGGAUACAACUUUUUGCAAUUUUCAUAGGAACUGUUGGAUUUGCCAUUGGUAUUAGGCUUGGGGAACUGUCUCCAGGGAGAGUUUUUGGGCUGCAUCGAAAACUUGGGUUCGCGAUAUUUUGCUUGGGAUGGCUUCAGACUCUUGCUCUGUUGUUUAGGCCUAAAACUACAAAUAAGUUUAGGAAGUAUUGGAAAUCUUAUCACCAUUUUGUAGGAUAUGCUUGUGUGGUUAUAGGGGUGGUUAAUGUUUUUCAAGGAUUUGAUGUCAUGGGUUUAGGUCGAUCUUAUGCUAAGUUGGCCUAUUGUUUAGGCCUCUCUACGUUGAUUGGCGUUUGUAUAGCGUUGGAAGUGAAUUCUUGGGUCAUUUUUUGUAGAAAGGCCAAAGAAGAAAAGUUGAGAAGAGAAGGAUUCAUCAGCGGAUGUUCUGACAAAGCAAGUGGUUCAAGCCGAGGUUAAAUCGAAUCACUACUUUUGGGAGAUUGUACCAUGUGCAUUAGAAGUUAAUACUCUUCGAAAUUGUACAAGUCUCCAUGCACAUGGUACCAGUCAACGUUGUGGUCAACAAAGACUAUAACAUUUGUUGAUCUUAUAUUUGUAAGUCUUCUUUCUUUCUUUUUUUCCUUGAAAUCAAAAAGUUGCAAAAGUUUUGUAGAUUUGUUGUGCAAUAUGAGAAAAUUGGUUUUUUGAUGGUAAAAUACCAAAACAAAGUAUUACUUUAUCUUUC
This is a messenger RNA of Coffea eugenioides, 1500 nucleotides long. Its product is annotated as cytochrome b561 and DOMON domain-containing protein At2g04850. Lineage: Eukaryota; Viridiplantae; Streptophyta; Magnoliopsida; Gentianales; Rubiaceae. The transcript has 2 exons. The record is from RefSeq and is a predicted model, not a curated record. The coding region runs from base 18 to 1232 and encodes 404 amino acids.